UGAAACUCUCUGGGAAAUCGCAAAAGCCGAAGUGGAAAAACGAAGUAGUGGAAGUGAAGGUGAUGGACUUGAAAUUGGAGAAAAAUCUGUUUUCUUCAUUGGAAGUAAAAAUGGGGGAAAGACUACUAUUAUUCUAAGGUGUCUUGACAGCCAAAAGAUAUUGCUCACUUUUGGGAACUAGGUGGAGGAACCUCCUUAUUGGAUUUAAUCAGCAUACCAAUCACGAGUGAUACCUUACGGACAUUUUCUAUUGUUCUUGUUUUGGAUCUUUCAAAACCUAAUGACCUUUGGCCCACCAUGGAAAAUCUGUUGCAAGCCACAAAAAACCAUGUAGAUAAAAUGAUAAUGAAACUGGGGAAGACAAAUUCUAAAGCAGCGUCUGAAAUGAGACAGAAGAUAUGGAGUAAUAUGCAGAAGAACCAUCCAGAUCGUGAAUUAGUCGACCCAUUUCUAAUACCUCUGGUCAUAAUUGGAAGUAAAUACGAUAUUUUUCAGGAUUUUGACUCUGAGAAGAGAAAGGUUAUAUGCAAGACCCUUCGAUUUGUUGCACAUUAUCAUGGAGCAUCAUUAAUGUUUACCAGUAAAUCAGAAGCUCUAUUACUAAAAAUACGUGGAGUUAUCAACCAGUUAGCAUUUGGUAUUGACAAAAGCAAAUCAAUAUGUGUGGAUCAGAAUAAACCACUGUUUAUCACAGCAGGAUUGGAUUCUUUAAGUCAAAUAGGAUCUCCUCCUGUUCCUGAUAAUGACAUUGGAAAGCUUCAUGCCCAUUCACCAAUGGAGUUGUGGAAAAAAGUGUAUGAAAGGGUCUUUCCACCAAAGAGUAUCAACAUGCUGAAAGAUACCAAGGACCCUGCAAGAGACCCUCAGUACGCUGAAAGUGAAGUUGAUGAAAUGAGAAUUCAGAAGGAUCAGGAACUGGAACAAUAUAAAAGAAGUUCUUCCAAGUCUUGGAAACAAAUUGAGUUUGAUUCUUGAACCUAAUUC
Odobenus rosmarus divergens (Pacific walrus) is the source of this 984-nucleotide messenger RNA. It is a transcript of the gene DYNC2LI1, whose product is annotated as dynein, cytoplasmic 2, light intermediate chain 1. The record is from RefSeq and is a predicted model, not a curated record. Gene Ontology annotation, cellular component: axoneme; cytoplasmic dynein complex; ciliary basal body. Lineage: Eukaryota; Metazoa; Chordata; Mammalia; Carnivora; Odobenidae. Gene Ontology annotation, molecular function: dynein heavy chain binding. The transcript is spliced from 11 exons. Gene Ontology annotation, biological process: intraciliary transport involved in cilium assembly; intraciliary retrograde transport. The coding region runs from base 298 to 975 and encodes 225 amino acids.